GUAUCUUUAUCACCACCUAGUGGUCAAAAUAGUUCUCACAUGAAAAUCCAACAUGGCGGCGCCCGUUAGGACAUUGUGUUGUACAGCUUUGAGGCAAUCCAGUCGUUGUUUUACUACGACGUGUGGGGCACAGGCUGGAAUCAAGUGGAGGACCGAAAAUGGUCUGUCCCGCAGUGGAACAGAGUAUGGCCCCAUGACAGAUCUCCCUGACUGGUCCUUUGCAGAUGGCCGGCCAGCACCCCCCCUGAAAGGACAGCUGAGGAGAAAGCAGGAGAGAGAGACAUUAGCAAGACGUGUAGUGAAUCUAAGCUCGGAGGUGGAUAAGGGGAUGGAAGCGUGGAGGGAGAAACAGAAAGAAGCCGAAAGAAUGCAGCAACGCAAUAAAUCUCUUCUGCUUAAACCCAAAGGAAACCUUUUAUUGAAGAAAAAAUAAGUAAUCAUCACAUUUUCUGUUCUAGCUCACUUGACUUAUUGACAAAAUGGAGGAGAAUUGCACAGCUGGUGUAUGGCAUUGUCUUACCAUUUAUGUUUGUACUUAUUUAGCCCUUUUCAAUGUUUUCUGAAAUUAAACGUUAAUCCACUACCUAC
This is a messenger RNA of Coregonus clupeaformis (lake whitefish), 588 nucleotides long. RefSeq names its product mitochondrial ribosomal protein L52 (gene mrpl52). Gene Ontology annotation, biological process: mitochondrial translation. Gene Ontology annotation, cellular component: mitochondrial large ribosomal subunit. The record is from RefSeq and is a predicted model, not a curated record. The transcript is spliced from 5 exons. Lineage: Eukaryota; Metazoa; Chordata; Actinopteri; Salmoniformes; Salmonidae. Bases 53 to 433 code for a protein of 126 amino acids. Gene Ontology annotation, molecular function: structural constituent of ribosome.